Molecule: messenger RNA, 1254 nt
Organism: Olea europaea var. sylvestris
Lineage: Eukaryota; Viridiplantae; Streptophyta; Magnoliopsida; Lamiales; Oleaceae
Product: nuclear transcription factor Y subunit B-3-like
Exons: 1
Coding region: 545-1123 (192 amino acids)
Biological process (GO): regulation of transcription by RNA polymerase II
Cellular component (GO): nucleus; CCAAT-binding factor complex
Molecular function (GO): protein heterodimerization activity; RNA polymerase II cis-regulatory region sequence-specific DNA binding; DNA-binding transcription activator activity, RNA polymerase II-specific
Source: RefSeq, a predicted model, not a curated record
UUCAUUGCAAACCACCCCGCUCUCCAAACCAAUUCUGAUCUGUUAAUUUUUAUUUGUUAAGCUUCAGGUGAAUUCUAUUCUUCGAUUUCCAGUUUUUGUUUUUUCUUCAUUGGGUUGUUAGAAUUUAGUCAAAACCGUUACUUCAGUAUCUUAAUUUCGAAUUUCAGCGUGAUUGCAUCGAAUCCUAUCACUGGCUUUUUUGAGUUGGUGAGCUUGCUUCAUCAAAAACUCUUGGAUUUUUCUGUUAGUGAACAAAUAUUCAGGUGUAAAAUUUAAUUUUUUUAAUGACUUGAUCCGAUUUCACCUUUUUAUCUCCAACUCUUUCUGGGCUUAAUACUCCAACAAUGAUCAACGAAGCUCACAAUAUUCAGUUCAAAACGUUGUAGAGUUCAAAUCAACAGUUUUGAUUCCGGAAUUUUGGGUACCAAACCUCAGCCACUAUUUUCUCUCAGGACUGUUCACACCCAAAUGCAUAUAUUCUCCGACUAAAGCAAAGCCCUUUAACUUCUUUUCACUUUGAAUACUUGUUCGUGCUUCUUCAUCAAUGGCGGAUUCAGAUAAUGAAUCCGGAGGUCACCACAAUUCCCAAAACGAAAGCUCUCUUAAAGAGCAAGACAGGUUCCUUCCAAUCGCAAAUGUGAGCAGAAUCAUGAAGAAAGCGCUUCCUACCAACGCGAAGAUAUCAAAGGACGCAAAAGAAACUGUUCAAGAGUGCGUAUCCGAAUUCAUCAGCUUCAUCACCGGCGAAGCAUCGGAUAAGUGCCAAAGGGAAAAGAGAAAGACAAUGAACGGCGAUGAUUUGCUUUGGGCUAUGACGACUCUUGGAUUCGAGGAUUAUGUCGAACCAUUAAAGAUUUACUUGCAGAGAUUUCAUGAUAUGGAAGGUGAGAAGGCUGCAAUGUCUGGGAAAGGAGGAGAAAAAGAGAGUGGAGGUAACGGCAGUGUUGUGAAUAUGGAGAAUAGUGGGGUUGGUUAUUAUGAUAUGAUUGGGCGUCAAGGACACGUGUACGGAUCCAGUGCUUAUAAUCGGACAGCCGGUAGUAGUGUUCUUGGAUUAGAGAAGGUCGGGUCGGGUCAUCAAACGGGCUCUGGGCCGUCUUCUGCUACGGCAAGGCCCAUGUAGCUGCUUCACUUGUUACCUUUACUUUUUUGUCAUCAACUUCCUAAUUAAUUUAGAUAGACUGGUGAUGGGGACAUUGGAUGUAUAGAUUAAAUGAGUUUGUUUUCGAAAUUGACAAUAGAUGUUUCUGGGCC